This is a messenger RNA of Zasmidium cellare ATCC 36951, 1239 nucleotides long. RefSeq lists its product as uncharacterized. Lineage: Eukaryota; Fungi; Ascomycota; Dothideomycetes; Mycosphaerellales; Mycosphaerellaceae. The record is from RefSeq and is a predicted model, not a curated record. The coding region runs from base 1 to 1239 and encodes 412 amino acids. The transcript has a single exon.
AUGUCGCGUGCCAAGCGCCAGAAAAUCGACCGCGAGAAUCUGGCGGCAUACUCCGCCUCGCAGCCUUUGUUCGACGCCCUACGGAAUGCGACCACCAAGCUCAGCGAACAGGAAGCUCGUCUCACUACUGCACGCGACGUCGUGCAAACGCUGCACGUCAAGAUCGCCAAGGACGACACACAUCUCGCAGUGAGCCGACACAAUCGCUACAUGGAUGCUGCAGUAAAGGCGUGGCACUCAGCUACGGAGACGUACUGUGCCAUCUUCGAGCAGCUCGUCACCAUCACCGCCGCCGAUCCGACUGAAGGCAAGGAGAAGGGCCAGAGGCACGAGGAGUUCGUGAGUCUGUUGGAUACAGCCAGAAAGGCGGAAGAGGCUGCGAAGAAGUUUGGCGCAGCGCAUGAUAUCAGCUCGGAGGAGUCAGAUGAGGAUGACGAGGACGAGGAACCUGUCGAGCCCGCCGCCCAGACCAACGGCACUGGAAAGCGGCCUAUGGUGGCUUCUGAGAACGACGAAGACUCACCUCCAUCCCAACAGUCCUCCAAACCCACCAGCAACCCAUCGAUCCAGCCACAGAAACUGACCGCCCUUACCGACACCCGCUACGAUCAAUCUGGCACCAAGAUCCUCUGGCGGGACGGCGUUCUCAAAGUCCCAGUCCCUUCACUCACACCCGACGAGAAGCGUGCCUGGGAAAUUGUCAAGACCCGCCAGAGACGGAAAGACAGACGCGCCAGAAUGAAGGGAAAGACGAAGUCGCAGCGAGAGCAGAACGGCACGUCAACUGCGGAGCCAAACGCGGCAGAAGCUGCUACUACCACUCAAGUACCUGGUGUCGAAUACGAGGACGUCUCCGCAGAAGUCGAGGCUCGUCUAAAGGCGAAAGCCGACAAGAAAGCUGCCCAGAAAGCGAAGACAACAGAGAAGAAGCGGAAGCGUGAGAGUGCAGAUUCCUUCGCGGCAGUCGACUCAGGCUUCACCAACGCAGGCGGAGAGGAGGGGGAAGACCCAGUAGAGACUGUGAAGGAGAGUGUGAAAGAGAAGCCCGCGAAGAAGAAGCUCAGAAAAAGCCAGGAGGCGAAUGAGGAUACGGAACCAAUAGCUGCUGGUGCUGCGAAGCCGAAAGCUCCAGCUGGAGGUCCCUCGAAGAGGAAGAAGACGGCGGAUGCUGAGGUUGAGGUCAAGGCUGAAGAGGGCACUGCGAAGGCGAAUAAGAAGAGGAAGAAGACCAAUGCAUGA